Hibiscus syriacus is the source of this 1497-nucleotide messenger RNA. RefSeq names its product ubiquitin receptor RAD23c-like. NCBI's taxonomy places the organism in Eukaryota, Viridiplantae, Streptophyta, Magnoliopsida, Malvales, Malvaceae. Gene Ontology annotation, biological process: nucleotide-excision repair; proteasome-mediated ubiquitin-dependent protein catabolic process. Gene Ontology annotation, cellular component: nucleoplasm; cytosol. The transcript is spliced from 13 exons. Bases 73 to 1308 code for a protein of 411 amino acids. The record is from RefSeq and is a predicted model, not a curated record. Gene Ontology annotation, molecular function: polyubiquitin modification-dependent protein binding; proteasome binding; ubiquitin binding.
AGAUCGGCGGAUUUUUUAUUAAGAAAAAGGGGGAAAAGAAACAGUGUGCGAGAGAGAUCCAAUUCGAAGAAGAUGAAGAUUUUCGUCAAGACUCUCAAAGGCACUCAUUUCGAUAUUGAAGUCAAACCAGAAGAUUCGGUAGCUGAUGUAAAGAAGAACAUAGAAACAGUUCAAGGAUCAGAUAUUUAUCCUGCUUCACAACAAAUGCUUAUCCACAAGGGGAAGGUUCUUAAAGAUGACACAACAUUGGCUGAGAACAGCGUUGCCGAAAAUAGCUUUAUUGUUAUCAUGUUGACUAAGAGUAAGAGUUCAUCUGGUGGGGGUGCAACUGCUUCAACAGCUUCUACCACUAAAGCUCCCCAGGCAAGUGCACUGGCACCAGCGCCGGCUCCAGCGCCGGUUCCAGCACCGGUUCCAGCACCGGUACCAGCACCAGCAUCAGUUACUUCUACACCUGUUGCAACUUCAGCUGUGGCUGCACCUGUCUCUGAAUCUGCAGCUGUUGCAUCAAAUACCACUGCGGCUGCACCUGUUGCAUCAAAUACCACUGCGUCAGAAUCUGAUGUUUAUGGUCAAGCAGCAUCUAAUCUUGUAGCAGGAAACAACUUGGAAGGAGCAAUCCAACAAAUUCUUGACAUUGGUGGGGGAACCUGGGAUAGGGAUACUGUUGUUCGUGCUCUUCGAGCAGCUUAUAAUAACCCAGAGAGAGCUGUUGAAUAUUUAUAUUCUGGUAUCCCAGAGCAAGCUGAAGCUCCACCCGUGGCCCGUGGCCCUGUAGUUGGGCAAACAAAUAAUCCUCAAGCAGAACCUCAACAGCCUGCUCAAGCAGCAGCUGUUCCCACGAGCGGACCCAAUGCAAAUCCUUUAGACCUCUUUCCACAAGGCCUUCCCAACAUGGGCACAGGUGGUGGUGCAGAGGCAGGCACUCUUGAUUUCUUACGCAACAGUCAACAGUUCCAAGCUUUACGAGCAAUGGUGCAGGCCAACCCCCAGAUAUUGCAGCCUAUGCUUCAAGAGUUGGGAAAGCAAAACCCUCAUCUAAUGAGACUUAUUCAAGAGCAUCAGGCUGAUUUUCUUCGCUUGAUCAAUGAACCUGCAGAAGGUGGAGAGGGGAACAUAUUGGGGCAAUUGGCUGACGCAAUGCCACAAGCUGUACAAGUCACUCCGGAGGAACGUGAAGCCAUAGAACGGCUGGAAGCAAUGGGGUUUGAUCGAGCAACUGUGCUACAAGUCUUCUUUGCCUGCAACAAGAACGAGGAACUAGCAGCCAACUACCUUUUAGAUCAUAUGAACGAUUUUGAGGAUUAAUUGGGGGAAAAAAGAUAAUGGCUAGGGGAAGUACCAUUUUCUUUGUCUUUGCUUUUGGUAUUCAUGUCCCUCCCGACCCUUCCGACUUUGUUUUAAGUUUCUUAAUCAAGUGAUGUGAAGUGUUUGGUGCAGACACAAGGGAUAUAUAUGUCUUAAGAUGUUCUUUUCUUUAAGGACCAUUAUUAUAAA